UUGUUUGGUAGGAAGAGGCGCGUGUAGCUGAGUUAGCAGCUAAACCGCAACUUUAGCCAAAUAUAUAUUUAUAAACGUUUCAAAGUGGUUAAAAACAGACGCGUUUUAAACAGCAGCUGGAUUUUCAAGAGGACAUGAGGUUGUAGUUUGCUGUCUGCGGUCAGCUGUGGUUAAGUUUAGCUUCUCAGCCUCUAAGAGGAGCUGAGCUAGCUGCCAACUAGCUGUUUAUAAUGUUUAACAUUUUAAUUAAAUAAGCGGGGUUUAAAUACAACAGACACCAGGAGGGAUGCGGUCUCUGAACUACGUCCAGCGGAUCAGUCUGGAUUUCACAGGAACUCUGUUUCCUCAUGCUAUCUGUCUGGCAGACGCAGACAACGACUCGCUGAAUGAGCUGGUGGUUGGAGACACCAGUGGGAAGCUGCUUGUUUACAAGAACGAUGAUUCCAAACCAUGCAUCACUAGAACCUGCGUGGGAAUGCUGACCUGUGUUGCCGUUGGAGACGUCUGUAACAAAGGAAAGAACUUUGUGGUUGCUGUGGGAGCAGAAGGAUGGUUCCACCUGUUUGACCUGACAGCCACCACUGCAAGCAAAGCAGAAUCCUCCAGCCAACAUGAGUUCCUGUCAUCUGAAGACCAGAAGCCCUUCUUCACCCAACAUAUUCCUGCUAACACCAAAGUUAUCCUUAUAAGUGAUAUUGAUGGAGACGGGCGCUGUGAGCUGGUGGUGGGCUACACAGACCGAGUGGUACGAGCCUUCCGCUGGGAGGAACCGUCUGACGGUUCAGAUGUGGGGUCUGGUCAGCUGGUCCUGCUGAAGAAAUGGCUGCUGGAGGGACAAGUGGACAGUCUGUCAGUGAAUCCAGGUCCAGAAGGUCUACCAGAGCUGAUGGUGUCCCAGCCGGGCUGUGGAUACGCCAUCCUGCUCUGCUCCUGGACACAACAGGACUCCAGCGGCUCCGGAGACGAAGCUCCUGCCACACCUGGGAGUGAGGGACCUUCCAGAGACGUAGUUCUCCAUCUGACCACCGGGCGGAUACACAACAAGAACGUCUCCACUCAUCUCAUUGGAAGCAUCAGCAAAGGUUCUAAAGAGGAAUCUUCUAAAUGUGGACUGUUUGCUCUCUGUACUUUAGACGGAACCCUGAAGCUGAUGGACAGUUCAGAGCAGCUGCUGUGGUCGGUGCAGGUGGAUCAUCAGCUCUUUGCCCUGCAGAAGCUCGACGUCACUGGAGACGGCAGAGAGGAGGUGGUGGCGUGUGCUUGGGACGGUCAAACCUACAUCAUCGACCACAACCGGACCGUGGUGCGUUUCCAGUUCGAUGAGAACGUCAACGCCUUCUGUGCGGGUCAGUACACGUGUAAGGAGGGUAGAAACAGCCCCUGCCUGGUGUACGUCAGCUUCAACCACAAAAUCUACAUCUACUGGAAGGUGGAGCUGGAGAGGAUGGAGUCCACCAACCUGCUGCGGGUGCUGGAGGAGAAACCAGAGUUCAGAAGUCACCUGAAGGAGCUCGGAGUCGAUGCUGAGGAUUCGGCUGCAGUCAGAGCGCUGGUGGCAGAUAUUCUCUACAAGGAUGUGCAGACGUAGCACCUGUCAGCACGCCGCCUUCUCUGUUUCCCCCGGACUGUAAAUACUCUGUUAAUAAACACCGACUGACUGACUGACUGACUGACUGACUGACUGCGGUGCUGCUGGCCUUGUUAUUUGUGUUCCCUGCAGGUAGACGUGUCGGGUUCAGGUUUCUGAUCUGCCUCUGUCGUUGGGAUUCUGUCUGCCUGGGUUUUGUUUUUAACGAGCCUGAGAGAGGAUGAAGGCUGAGACACAAUACAGGGGAAACGCUACACCGUUCAGCCUGCUGUUUCCACUGCUGUGGCUGUGAAUUUGUGAGCGAGGAGGUUUUGUGUUGCUGACGAGCCGCAGAAAGGGGCUCAGCAACCACAUGGUAGUGUCUUCUCUGUCAUGUAGUGUAGUCUCUUUACUGGAAAAAAUGCUCCUCUCAAAACAAGAAAAAAAAAAAGCUUAUUUCAAGGAACUUUUACCUUGAAAUAAGUGAAAAAAUCUGCCAAUAGAACAAGUGAAAAAUGUCUUGGUAAGAUUUCUUGAAGUAAGAUAUGAUAUUUAGAAUAUUGAGAUCUUAAAAUGAGCUGGGAAAACUUAUUUUAAGCUAUAUUUUACCAGGAUUGUCAAGCUUAGGUGUCUUAAAAUAAGCCAGACAUGCUUAAAAAAAAAGCAGUUUUUCACUCAAAAAUAGAUUUUUGCUUUCAUGUAACCUCCUAAUUUGAGAUGUAUUAACACUUCUGUUGUCCUCAUUUACUGGCAUCAACAAUAUUGUUUCCUUGUCUGAAAAAAAAUCCAAAAAUUCUGCAAAAACAUUGCCCUCAUUUCUGAAAAUUUGCAAAACCUUCAGGAAGAAAAUUCCAAUAAUUCCUUACAAGUUUCCCUUAAAAGUUUUAUUUCAUAAAAAUCCCCCAAAUUUGGCAAGAAAAUUCUUGUAAAUAUUUUUAAAAAAUAAAUAAAAA
Amphiprion ocellaris (clown anemonefish) is the source of this 2520-nucleotide messenger RNA. It is a transcript of the gene itfg2, whose product is annotated as integrin alpha FG-GAP repeat containing 2. Gene Ontology annotation, cellular component: KICSTOR complex. Gene Ontology annotation, molecular function: protein binding. The transcript has 12 exons. The coding region runs from base 287 to 1588 and encodes 433 amino acids. Lineage: Eukaryota; Metazoa; Chordata; Actinopteri; Pomacentridae. Gene Ontology annotation, biological process: regulation of TOR signaling. The record is from RefSeq and is a predicted model, not a curated record.